This is a messenger RNA of Pipistrellus kuhlii (Kuhl's pipistrelle), 1182 nucleotides long. RefSeq names its product HAUS augmin like complex subunit 1 (gene HAUS1). Bases 333 to 1118 code for a protein of 261 amino acids. The record is from RefSeq and is a predicted model, not a curated record. Gene Ontology annotation, cellular component: cytosol; HAUS complex. NCBI's taxonomy places the organism in Eukaryota, Metazoa, Chordata, Mammalia, Chiroptera, Vespertilionidae. Gene Ontology annotation, biological process: spindle assembly; centrosome cycle. The transcript has 9 exons.
CAUGGAGGGCAGAAGGCGAGACAAGGUGGCCAGCAGGGAGAGACUUGCAGUGCUGGCCUUGCAGCAGCCUGGAGUCCUAGUGAAAACUACAACUCCCAGAAGUCCCGGGCCCCUAAGAGGCUGGACCCACGGGGUGUGGGCGGGACCUUCAGAGCGAGCCCAGCAAUUCUCAGGCGGGAGCUGCUCCUGAAGUGGCGGGAGCAGCCGCUAUGGAAGAGCCGGAGGAGAAAGAGGCGCAGGUAAGGGGCAGGAGCCGGCAUUUGCCAGCGGAGUCUUUGACACACCCGCCCGCAGGGCGGAUCUCCUGCUAGGUUGCUGCGUGGUUGAAAAAGAUGUUUGGAGAUCAUCCUAUUCCACAAUAUGAGGUCAAUGACCGGACCACAGAGAUUUUACAUCACCUUUCAGAACGCAACAGGGUCCGGGACAGGGAUGGCCACCUGGUAAUAGAGGACCUGAAACAGAAAGCAAGUGAAUAUGAAUCAGAAGCCAAGCAUCUUCAAGACCUUCUCAUGGAGAGUGUGAAUUUUUCCCCUGCCAGUCUCUCCAGCAUUGGUUCUAGGUAUCUGAAUGCUUUGGUUGACAGUGCAGUGGCCCUUGAGGUAAAGGAUACCUCAGUAUCUAGUUUUCUCUCUGCAGUGAAUGAUUUGACCUCUGACCUUUUUCGUACCAAAUCCAAAAAUGAAGAACUCAAGCUUGAAUUGUCAAAACUUGAAAAAAAAUUAACUGCAAGUUUAGUAUUAGAAAAAUGUCUACGAGAGGAUCUCAAGAAGACGGAGUUGCAGCUGUCUACAGAAAGGGCCAAAGUUAACCAUCGUCUUCAGAACAUGGACUUCCUAAAAGCAAAGUCAGAGGAGUCCAGGUUUGGAAUCAGAGCUUUAGAGGAGAAACUUGCAGCCAGAGGCAUGGAGGCUUCUCUGUCUCAUCAGUCACUAGUGGAGCUUUCAGAGAAACUGGAAGAACUAAAACAACAGACUAUACCUUUGAAGAAAAAAUUGGAAUCCUAUUUAGAUUUAAUGCCGGAUCCAUCUCUUGCUCAAGUGAAAAUUGAAGAAGCAAAGCGAGAAUUAGCUACCAUUGAAGCUGAACUCACAAAGGAAGUAGAAAUGAUGGAACUGUGACCAGAGCCAAAUAAACUUGGUGCUCCCAAAGAAAGCAAAUUAAAUAGGACUUUCAUCUUAAGAU